GUGAUAUCGCAUAAUAAAAGCAGGUUCGACUCCAAGCUUCGAGUCGGUGGGCAUCAGAGGUUCUUCGCAUCGGAACGGGAAUAUUGAUCCUGGGUGCCGAAAUUGCCAUCUCUGCUAUUCAUUACUAACUUGUAAGAAAACUAUGAAGUGCUGUCUCGCUUUAAUUCACUUAACGCUGGCUGCGUGCUGUUAUGCGGACUUUGCGCCACCGAUCGUCAAAGUCAGUUUGGACGAGCCACCGAAAGAAAGAUGGGCACCGUUGAUGGAAGUGAUUGACGUGAGCUAUUUCAGAACGCUUCCGUCUCUGAUUAUUGAGUCAUUUGUGCCGAGCUGGUUACAUCAAGCCAUCAGACUUGUGAUAGAAACUUUGGAAGAUUACUUGCCACAGGACUAUUUAUCAGAAAUCCAGGGACUGGCUUCCCUGUCUGGAACUGACUCUACUGACAUCAUCCUCCUGAACUUCGGCUAUGAAAUCUCAGCGUAUUGCACGAGUAUCGUCGCACAGGACACAAAUGGCCGUAUCUACCACGGGAGGAACAUGGACUUCCCUUUAUUCAGAGACAUUCUGAGAAAUGUCACAGUUGAUAUUCUAUUUAUGAAAGAUGCAAAGGUGGCCUAUAGAGGGACCUCCUAUGCCGGCUAUGUUGGCCUGUGGACAGGACAAAGUGCAAAUAAUUUCACCAUCACUGGAAAUGCGCGUCUUGCUGGGAGUUGGUGGGGGAGUGUCAUCUGGGCCUUCAUAUGUAAAUUCACACCAGCCAGCUGGCUACUGAGACACACCCUGGCAGAAGCAGCAAGCUACCAUGAUGCCUUGGAACGCUUGUCUAAUGUUCCCAUCAUCAACUCUGUCUACUACAUCGUGGGCGGUGUGCAGCCGGGGGAGGGCGCUGUGGUGACCAGGGACCCCUGGGGAUCAGCAGACGUGUGGAGUCUUGAUCCUCCCCAUGGACAUUGGUUCAGGGUAGAGUCCAACAAAGACCACUGGAAGACCACACCAGAGGAUGACGAACGUAGAAAAUCAGCCAUCAAGGCAUUAAAUGCUACUGGUCAAGAGAACAUUAAUUUGGAUUCACUUUUUAAGGUGUUGUCAGUAAACGUGACAUGCCGUAGGAGCACGAUUUACACAACAGUGAUGAGCGCUGGAACUCCUGAGAAAUAUCGUACCGUAGUGAGAGAGCAUGGAUGCAAUUAAGACUGAACCUGAAGAUCUACAUGAGUGGCUCCUGGCUCCUGAUUGGCUGGGAAGUUAAAACCACAACAGCUGUCUGUGUUUGGUUAGGAAUGAUGUGCUUGUAGUCCAUGAAUUACCCCUCAGUUUACUAAUCAAUAUGCCUAAUCUUUUUCUUUAAUUUUAUUCACGCACAUUUUGUUAUAGAUUAAAAUUGUGACCUUUUAAAUCUAGGUAACAACUUAGAUCUACUUAAAUUAUUUAAAAAAUCAGCUUUUUAAAGCUUGAAAAUGUAACUGUAAUUGUUAUUACGACACUCAAAAUAGCUAUAAAGGUAUUGUUUCAUAUUAUUAAAAUAAAAUUGGUAAUCACAUGUGGUUA
Molecule: messenger RNA, 1549 nt
Organism: Brienomyrus brachyistius
Lineage: Eukaryota; Metazoa; Chordata; Actinopteri; Osteoglossiformes; Mormyridae
Product: N-acylethanolamine-hydrolyzing acid amidase-like
Exons: 11
Coding region: 143-1192 (349 amino acids)
Biological process (GO): fatty acid metabolic process
Cellular component (GO): lysosome
Molecular function (GO): fatty acid amide hydrolase activity
Source: RefSeq, a predicted model, not a curated record